UGAAUGCGGGGUCCGGGGAGAGCGGAUAUAGUGAAUGCGGGGUCCGGGGAGAGCGGAUAUAGUGAAUGCGGGGUCCGGGGAGAGCGGAUAUAGUGAAUGCGGGGGUCCGGGGAGAGCGGAUAUAGUGAAUGCGGGGUCCGGGGAGAGCGGAUAUAGUGAAUGCGGGGUCCGGGGAGACCGGAUAUAGUGAAUGCAGGGUCCGGGGAGAGCAGAUAUAGUGAAUGCAGAGUCCGGGGAGACCGGAUAUAGUGAAUGCAGGGUCCGGGGGGAGAGCGGAUAUAGUGAAUGCAGAGUUCGGGGAGACCGGAUAUAGUGAAUGCAGGGGUCCAGGGAGAGCGGAUAUAGUGAAUGCAGGGUCCGGGGAGACCGGAUAUGGUGAAUGCAGGGUCCAGGGAGAGCGGAUAUAGUGAAUGCAGGGUCCGGGGAGA
This is a messenger RNA of Staurois parvus, 428 nucleotides long. The record is from the annotation of a GenBank genome assembly. NCBI's taxonomy places the organism in Eukaryota, Metazoa, Chordata, Amphibia, Anura, Ranidae.